AAGCUUUAGUCAGGGACUCUGGAGGCAGGAGAGCAGAAGCACGAGAGAGUGGAAAAAGCAAGUGUGAGGAGGUGAACAGGCGUGGAGAGAGCAGGCCCCCCCAGGCAGCGCAGACGGAGGCUGCACUCGGAGCUCACCACCCUUCUAGUUUUGUCACGCUGCCGAGCUUGGCUGCCAUCCUCAGGCGCGCAGGCAAGUGGCUGCGUCGAAGAGGGACAGAGAAAAUAUUGCAGUCGUCGCCGCCACAUCUGCUCAGGGGUGGCCGUCGGGGGAACCUUUCUUACCCUCCACCCCCCCACCCCGUGUGAGGGAACAGCACCAACAGAGGGCCUCAGGCCAAGACAACUGGAUCAGCUCCAACUCCUCAUUCCCCGAGGACGUUUUAUUUUUCCUUCACCUUGGCCUCCGGGAGCCUCACAGCAACAGAUGGGCAGAGGGCUACGCGCUGCUCAGCAGAGGAACUCCGGCUCGUCUGCGUCCCUGAGCGCGGCCCCGGAGAGACUCCACCGCACGGCGUGAGCCCGGGGAAAGAGCGUGGCGAUCCGAGUACCCGCUACUCCUGCCCCCCCUCCUUCGCCCGCCGGCCCAUCCGUCCCGGCCCCUGGCCCUUCCUCUGUGGGAGCCCCUGUGGUACCCCCACCCCUUUACACUACACCCCCUGCCCGUGAGGCAGGAAAAGCGUGAAAAAUCUCACUAAUGGGUUUGUUCGCUGUCAGAGCAGCCGUGAUGUGUCACUCCCCAGGACUUUUCCGCUUGACGUGUUUCGCUGGCAAGCCAGGUGAAGUCUAGUCUGCUGAAGGGAUCCUCAGACCCAGCUGAACUAUCAGGAGCUUCAUCAACACCAGCCUUUCACCCUCCGAGUCCAGGAGCUCUCCACGCCUAACCGCCUGCUCCUCGUGCCGUUUUACCCCCCUAACGCCUGUUUUCUCAUUCCGGCACGUUUGCCCCCCCCCCGCCUCCACCCCUGCCUCCAGCCCUGCCUCCACUGCACUGCGGAGAGAGGCUUGGCUCAUCCCCCUGGGGUUCCGAAGGCUGCGUGGCUCCGCCACGGCAGAGCUGGGGGCUCGCCGCUCGGGGUGGCCGAAGAUGCACGUCUGGCUGCUGGCCGCGCUAGCGGCGGUGGUCGGGGGUCCGUGUGCACUCCUGCAUGGAGCGGAGGCACGGAAGGUGCGGAAGAGGCCGAAGGAGUUGACCCCGCAGCAUACAGAGGCGUUUAACGCCACACUGUCCAACAGUGAGGAGCUCGAUGAGGGCCCGAAGGUCACUGAGGGUCACAGAGUGGACCCACAUGGCUCAUGGAUGGACUUUGUAAAACGGCCUGUUGGCAACUUUCCAGGGAAGUGCCGGAAGCGAAAGCGACCACUGCCAGGACCUCCAGGCCCACCGGGACCUCCGGGGCCUCAGGGCCCUCCCGGGGCCCCUGGUGCAGAGGUCACUCAAGAGGUUCUGUUGCAGGAGUUUAAAAUGAUGAUCAAAGAGGCCACAGAGAGGAGGUCUGCAGCAGACAGAGCCAGUGGCCCCGGCCAGAUACCCACAGCUUUCUUGGCCCUAGAGGGCAUGGUCUCCUACAGAAGGAUCGAAGAGGCCUUCCACUGCAAACUCAGAGGCCCUGUGGUUGUGGAAAAGAAGACCCUGACAGAGCUGCAGAACUUCCAGACGCCUCCUGCCAAAGGUGCCUUCCGCCGCGGGACUGGGAUGGAUCAGUCUACUGGCCGAUUCACAGCACCCAUCACUGGAAUUUAUCAGUUCUCUGCCAAUGUGCAUAUUGACCACAGCGAGGUAAAGAGAAGCAAAAGCCAGCUGAGGGCCAGGGACAGUGUGAGAGUCCUCAUCUGCAUCGAAUCACUGUGCCACAGAUACACGUCUUUGGAGAUGAUUGUUGGCUUGGAGAGUAACAGCAAGAUAUUUACUGUGUACGUUCACGGAUUGCUGGAGCUCCAGGCUGGCCAGUACACAUCCAUAUUCGUGGACAACGCGGCGGGAGCUUCCAUCACGGUCCAAAACGGCUCUGAUUUCAUGGGCAUGCUUUUGGGGGUAUAGCCCCUUGUCCUCUGCCCCCACCCAACCCUGCUUGGCUUCUGUCUGGGCUACCAUCAGACACUUCAUGAAACAGUGGAGAACACGGGGCAGCCCGGGACUGCCGGCUGCAAAGCCUGACUGCGGCGAGAUUCGUUCGCUGUGCUGGGUGAGGGGCGUCAAGCGCUUCCGGACGUCUCGGGAGAAAAAGACAGCUGGGUGGAAUUCUCCUGUCACUGCUGGGGUGAAGAAAUAAAGGUGGAUCUGCGCUGAUGUUCUCAUGCUUGUGUACUCUGAGGCUUUUCAUACGCAAUCCAAGCAAUGCUUCGUUAUAGUGAAAUUCUAAGAAAAUGAUAUUAAGCAGAAUUUAUUUUUUGAUAUAUAUAUGCACACAUACGGUAUACGUAUACAGUAUAUAUGAUAUAACUAAAGAUUUACAUGUCUUUGAUGUACUCUGAUAGUGACUGAUUCUUUCAAAAUGUCAUUUGACUGCUUAAACAAACCUUUGCUAUGAAAGGAAACCAAGUGAAGCUGAGAAAGACGCUGUCUCUUGACCCAGUGAACUUUGCCCUACCUCUGUGAGAGACGGAUCCUCUUGUUCUUCUGUUUCCUUAUUCAAACACCUCUGUUUUGUGGAUCACAAGCCGAUAACAAGCUGCAUUGCGCUGGACAUCUCCGGAGCGUUUGUGCUGUUAUGAGAAAAUGAAUCACCAGAUUGUUGACAAAGAACAGAGCUGCCAGAGGCCACCAUGAGGUGAUCCUGGCUUGAUCUGAUCUUCAUGAAGUGCCAAGCACUUUAAGAUCAGAGCUGUGGUCCAGGAGUUCACAAGUGCGUGUGCGGAGUGCAUGAGGGCGCAUGUGGAGUAUAUAAGGGCGUGUGUGGAGUGUACGAGGGCGCAUGUGUAGUAUAUAAGGGCGCGUGUCGAGUGUACUAGGGCGCGUGUGGAGUGCACGAGGGUGCGUGUGGAAUGUACGAGGGCGCGUGUGGAAUGUACGAGAGCGCAUGUGACGUGUACGAGGGCACGUGUGGAGUGCACGAGGGCGCGUGUGGAGUGCACUUGGAAACACCCGCUGAGCUCAUGCCCUAUUUUAUGAAACAGCAAACACCCAUCAGCAAGAAGCACGCUCAUGUCCAUAUGCUGUUUUUUAUAUUUGUUUUUAACAGGAGCUAUAAGUAGUUUUUCUUUUAUUUUAAAUUUUGAGUAUAGCAGACAAGAUAAUGUGCAUAUAUGAGUACAUGUACAAUUGAACAAAGUAUUUAUGUAAAUGUAUCGGUAAACAUAACUAAAAGCCAAAAAAGGGUGGGCUUUUGUGUACCCAGUAGGAUGUCAGUAUGAGUGAGUGAAAUGUGAAUAAAUCUCCAUUUUGAGCAUAUAUACAUUUCUUGUACUGUAGUGCAAUAAAAGUUACAUUUGUAUAUGUCCAG
Electrophorus electricus (electric eel) is the source of this 3442-nucleotide messenger RNA. RefSeq names its product C1q and TNF related 12 (gene c1qtnf12). Lineage: Eukaryota; Metazoa; Chordata; Actinopteri; Gymnotiformes; Gymnotidae. Gene Ontology annotation, molecular function: hormone activity. The record is from RefSeq and is a predicted model, not a curated record.